Molecule: messenger RNA, 1245 nt
Organism: Aureobasidium namibiae CBS 147.97
Lineage: Eukaryota; Fungi; Ascomycota; Dothideomycetes; Dothideales; Saccotheciaceae
Product: beta-lactamase/transpeptidase-like protein
Exons: 3
Coding region: 1-1245 (414 amino acids)
Source: RefSeq, a predicted model, not a curated record
AUGAGCUCCAAAUCAGAAGCCACACACAAGGCAGUCCAAGCCACCCUGGACAGCGUGACCUCCAACCCAGAAACAGGAGUAUCCGGUCUAGUCUUUGCAGCAAUCAACAAAGAUGGCGAAGUGCUCACAGCAAACGCAUCUGGCAACCGUGGACUAGACACCAAAGAGCCAAUGACUUUGGAAACCACAUUCUGGAUUGCCAGCUGCACCAAAAUGAUUGCUGCGAUUGCGGUCAUGCAGUUGGUUGAGCAGGGCAAGCUUGACCUUGAUGAUCACAAGCAGUUGUAUAAGCUGUGUCCUGAGUUGGAAAAGGUGCAAGUAUUGACUGAUGAUGGAAAAUUGGAGGAUAAGGAGGCGGAGAUUACGUUGAGGAUGUUGUUGUCGCAUACGGCAGGUUUUGGAUACGAAUUCUUCAACCCCAAGCUGAGGGAUUAUGGCCGCCCUGUCGGCUUCGACGUCUUCAGCGGCGACCCGACCGAGGUCUUGAGAAUGCCUCUAGUCAAUCAACCAGGCAGUAGAUGGGAAUACGGCAUCAACAUCGACUGGGCGGGCAUCGCACUCGAGCGACAAACCGGCUUGUCUCUGAACGACUACAUGCAACAACACAUCCUCCAACCCCUAGGCAUCAACAACACAACCAUGUUCCCAACAAAGGAGAUGAAGUCAAAUCUCGCUUCCAUGCACCAACGCUGGCCCGGCAGCCAAAAGGCCGUCGAAAGAGAUCACGUAUACCGCCGACCACUGGUAGCUGACGGAAAAGAAGAGCAGAGUAGGAUUCUGAACAGUGGAGGCGCUGGUCUGUAUUCUCGGCCUACGGAUUAUAUCAAGGUGCUUGCUGUGCUGUUGAACGAUGGCACGUGUCCCACGACCAAGGCACAGAUUCUCAAGCCCGAGACUGUCAAGCACAUGUUUGAGAACCAGAUUACCCAGAUGCCAGACUUUGGUCGAAGGGGCAUCCCUGACGCAAAGCCAGAGCACUCGAAUCCACUGGGAGAUCUGUACCCUCAAGGAGAUGUCGCACAGGGUUGGUGUCUCAGUGCCAUGUUGACCAUUGAGCCCGGAGUCACCGGACGUGGAAAGAACACUGCGUUCUGGGCAGGAAUCGCAAACUUGUUCUGGUGGGUGGAUCGUGAGAAGGGUGUUGCUGGUAUGAUUGCCAGUCAGGUUAUGCCGUUUGGUGACCCCCAUGUGAUGGGUGCUUGGUUCGGUGCAGAGACUGCUGUGUACCAGAACUUGGGUGCGUGA